GCUAUGAAAACUUGCAAGCAAACUUUCAGGGGGUUUCACCACUGUUCACUGAGUACAGCAAAUGCAAGUAGGUGGUGAUACUCAGUCUAACUGGAGUAUCUUAGUUUGUGAUCCCUCAACACCCCCAAAGUCCAGUGAAGGGGUACUCAGAGACACACUGCCAUGUCAGAGACCCUGAUAACUGGGCAGACAUCAGAGGAUCUGUUGGCCGACUUUGAGACUUUGCUGAACUCUGGGAGUCUCAACCUGGGCGAGGACCAGCAGAUAGUGAUCAUCACCACCCCCAGCAAUGAGGGACUCCACCCAGCUGCUGCCCCCACCAGCACAGGGGAGAUCCUGCUGUUUGCUACCCCACAGGGCCCUGCUGAUGUGGGGAUCCAGGACAAGAGACGACCGGCUCUGGGAAAACCUCCGGUGAAGAGAAAGUUGGAUCUUGAUAGUGACCAUCAGUAUGUCAGCACCGCUCGACCAUCUAUAGGCCAGGCACCACCUUCCACACCUGCACCUCCCAGAGUUCCUCGGACCACAACGGAAAAGUCACGGUAUGACACUUCCUUGAACCUAACCACCAAGCGCUUUCUGAACCUGUUGUCCCAGUCGGCUGAUGGUGUGGUGGAUCUAAACUGGGCCUCACAGGUCCUGGAUGUCCAAAAGAGACGCAUUUAUGACAUAACCAAUGUCCUGGAGGGAAUCCAUCUCAUCUCCAAGAAGUCCAAAAACAACAUCCAGUGGCUUGGUAAUCGAAUUGAUGCGGAAUUGGUUUCUCGCCAUAAGGAUUUGCAGAAGGAGGUGUGUGACCUCACAGAGGCAGAGGAGCAGCUGGACGAGCUCAUUUCCAAAUGCACCCUACAGCUCCGACUGCUCACAGAGGAUCCACAGAACAAGAAGCUGGGAUAUGUGCGUUGCCAAGACUUGAAGAAGUCAUUUGAUUCCCCAGACCAGCUGGUCAUGGUGAUCAGAGCUCCACCAGAGACCCAGAUGCAAGUUGCAGAACCCAGUGAGGGUUACCAGGUGUCACUGAAGAGCACCAGGGGACCUAUCGACGUCUUCCUUUGUCCAGAAGACAGCUCUGGCAUCUGUAGCCCCGUGUCAGGAAGUAGUCCCUCAAAACCCAAUACUGACCCUUCCCUGGUCUCGCCUCCCACACAAUCCACAGACCAGUCACAAUCCAGAACAUCCACAACAGCUCUGGAAGUGGGUUUAUCAUCUCCAGCAUCCACAUCAUCCACAGUGACGGCAGCCUCCCAGCAGGACCCCUCAUCACUGGUGUUAGGCGGUGACACAGACUCACUCCUGGGAGGAGACCCGUUCUCCACUCUCGGAGACAUGCCCGAUUUUGACCUGUCACCCCUCUCCUCCUCGGACUUCCUGAAUGGAGAGGGCCUCGCUCUUCCAUUGGACAGUUUCAUCAACCUGUCCCCCCCUCACAGUCACGACUACCACUUUGGGCUGGAGGACCACGAAGGAAUCAGUGAACUGUUUGACUGUGAUUUUGGUGACCUGUUGCACGUUUUGGGGCACAGUUAGAUGAGAGAGAGAAGAGGAGAGGAGAAGCAUAUGGGCAAAUGUAGGACGUUUCCUCUGUGUCCUGUGGUUUGUAAAGAGCAUCUGGGAAUCGACAUUUAAUGGACGAAUCUUUGAAUUACUGCACACAGUUGUGAGGUGUGGGAAAAGGUUUCAUGCAGCCCAGAAUACAACUAAUGAAAAGUCCACAAAAUUUUAUUUUAUUUUAUUUUUUCAAUCAAAAAGAAGGCGCUCAUGAUGGCAGCCUUGGUUACUUGUGCUCUCUUGUUUGUUCUGAUUCUGAAAAUUGUACAGCAUAUUAUUAGAACAUGUCUUUGGCCACUUAAAAAUUUUAGAUAAAGACUUUAGCUUUGCUAUAGCUAUUUAAAUUAUUUAUGUGAAUGUUAUUUUGAUAUUGCGUGAGUUUUUCGUGUUCUUGGUAAUGUUUUAUCCAAGCAGAUUGUUCAGGUGUUUGUGAGCAGAAUACGGAUGACGAGGUUUUUGUAACUCGGAUUCUUAUCUGCUACAACAGCUUUAGGCUGAAGCUGCCCGCAGCGCAGCUAGAAUUAUGGGUAGUGCAGGUUCAGUUUUCCCAAAGCAUCUUGGAU
Messenger RNA from Monopterus albus (swamp eel), 2111 nucleotides. It is a transcript of the gene e2f1, whose product is annotated as E2F transcription factor 1. Gene Ontology annotation, biological process: regulation of transcription by RNA polymerase II. The transcript is spliced from 7 exons. Gene Ontology annotation, cellular component: Rb-E2F complex. The record is from RefSeq and is a predicted model, not a curated record. Lineage: Eukaryota; Metazoa; Chordata; Actinopteri; Synbranchiformes; Synbranchidae. The coding region runs from base 163 to 1527 and encodes 454 amino acids. Gene Ontology annotation, molecular function: RNA polymerase II cis-regulatory region sequence-specific DNA binding; DNA-binding transcription factor activity, RNA polymerase II-specific; protein dimerization activity.